Williopsis jadinii is the source of this 1105-nucleotide messenger RNA. RefSeq lists its product as uncharacterized. Lineage: Eukaryota; Fungi; Ascomycota; Saccharomycetes; Phaffomycetales; Wickerhamomycetaceae. The transcript has a single exon. The record is from RefSeq and is a predicted model, not a curated record. The coding region runs from base 102 to 884 and encodes 260 amino acids.
CCGAUGUGAAAUUCUCACUUCGAAGGGAGACACUGUAAUUGGAUCAACAACAAAUCGCUAAGGACUCUCUGCACUGAUCUCCAGGUGAUUCAUAGACGAGGAUGAGACUACCGCUGUUGCUGCUUGCCGGUCUUGUACCGUUAUCCCUGUGUGAGGUUUUCCCGCUGAACAAACAGCUGAAACCGCCAACGAUUGCUCCUUACUCCAUCGGUGAUGACGUGGCGGUGGAAUGUAUCCAGCGUCAGAUCGAUACCGGUGAGCACAAGUUUGACGCUGAUGGCAACAUCAUCUAUGGCCAGUUCCCAGUAUGUGCUGAGACGGGCAAGCCACUCUCCUUGAGAUACGGCAUCUCUGAUGAUUUCAACUGUACCGUGGCAUUGACAGACGAGCAGUUCCACCUGUUCCAGCUAUACAUCCACGAGGACUCGCCAUUCUCAUGCCGUGUUCCUUACUCGUCCAAUCCACAGGAUGCCGCCAUACCAUUCACCCUGAACUUUAGAGGUCAUCUGGAGACGAGUCAUCUCGAUAUCGACACCACCAUGAACGUCAUGGCCCAUAAGCACAAGGACGGCACUAUCAUGACCAUGAUCGGUUACGCAUCCGGCUCUCAAACAAAGCGGUACAUCAUCGGUGACCAGCUCACCAUCCAAUUCAGCGUCAACUGGGUUGAAGAGUCCCAUAGACACAAUGACGACACGUUCUUCACUGUCAGAAUUGGAUUUGGCGUGAAGUUCUUGUGGAUCGUUGCCCUGGCCAGUGCCACCAUUGGUGGUCUUCUUGUAUUCGUGACUCUUUACACAAGAUUUAACAAGAAACUCAUCAAAGAACUGGGAUAUACACCUGGGUUUACCACUGAGCUGGGCAUUGCCUCAAAGAAGGACUGAAUGUACUGAUAAACGUAUAAUAGUAUCGCAAAACCGCAGAAAAAGUAUACAUAGGACGCAUACAAUGGACGAUGAUCGUUAAUAUGUCUCAUCUUUUGAUACAGCAAUAUAUAACUCCCCCAUAUAUACCAAAUGGCCCCAUAUAGCCACCUUGUUCACCAUCCCCAACGUACAGAGGUGAUGGCUUACGUAAUAAAAGUGCACCGAGAGCUCAUCGCCAA